GAGCCCUCGGGCCCGCGCUUGCGCGCGGCUGAGCCGGUUCUCCCUUGCCCCCCUGCCGGCGCCGGGAGAGGUAGGGAGAGGGCGGGGGGAAGGAAGAGGAGGCGGGAUCCGGGAGCUGCGCUGGCUGCGGCCUGGCACGAAGGGGGCGGCCCUGGCGGAGCUGUGAGACCCAGCGGCCCCCGGUGAUUAUGGACCCGGCCGAGGCGGUGCUGCAGGAGAAGGCGCUCAAGUUUAUGUGCUCUAUGCCCAGGUCUCUGUGGCUGGGCUGCUCCAGCCUGGCGGACAGCAUGCCUUCGCUGCGAUGCCUGUAUAACCCAGGGACUGGCGCACUCACAGCUUUCCAGAAUUCCUCAGAGAGAGAAGACUGUAAUAAUGACGAGCCCCCUAGGAAGAUAAUACCAGAGAAGAAUUCACUUAGACAGACUUACAAUAGCUGUGCCAGACUCUGCUUAAACCAAGAAACUGUAUGUCUAGCAAGUACUGCUAUGAAGACUGAAAAUUGUGUGGCCAAAACAAAACUGGCCAAUGGUACCUCCAGCAUGAUUGUACCCAAGCAAAGGAAACUCUCUGCAAGUUAUGAGAAGGAGAAGGAGCUGUGCGUCAAAUAUUUUGAACAGUGGUCAGAGUCUGACCAGGUGGAAUUUGUGGAACAUCUAAUAUCCCAGAUGUGUCACUACCAACAUGGGCACAUAAACUCAUACCUCAAACCCAUGCUACAGAGAGAUUUCAUAACUGCCUUGCCAGCUCGAGGUUUAGAUCAUAUUGCUGAAAACAUUUUAUCAUACCUGGAUGCCAAAUCACUGUGUGCCGCUGAGCUUGUGUGCAAAGAGUGGUAUCGAGUGACAUCAGAUGGGAUGUUGUGGAAGAAACUCAUCGAGAGAAUGGUCAGGACAGACUCCCUGUGGAGAGGCCUGGCAGAACGGAGAGGAUGGGGACAGUAUUUAUUCAAAAACAAACCUCCUGAUGGGGUUGCCCCUCCAAACUCUUUUUACAGAGCACUUUAUCCUAAAAUUAUACAGGACAUUGAGACAAUAGAAUCUAACUGGCGUUGUGGAAGACACAGUUUACAGAGAAUCCAUUGCCGGAGUGAAACUAGCAAAGGAGUUUACUGUUUACAAUAUGAUGAUCAGAAGAUAGUAAGUGGCCUUCGAGACAACACUAUCAAGAUCUGGGAUAAGAACACGUUGGAGUGCAAGCGAAUCCUCACAGGACACACAGGAUCAGUCUUGUGCCUCCAGUAUGACGAGAGGGUGAUCAUAACUGGGUCUUCUGAUUCCACCGUCAGAGUAUGGGAUGUAAAUACAGGUGAAAUGUUGAACACAUUGAUUCACCAUUGUGAAGCAGUUCUUCAUUUGCGUUUCAAUAAUGGAAUGAUGGUGACAUGCUCCAAAGACCGUUCUAUUGCUGUAUGGGAUAUGGCCUCCCCCACCGAUAUCACCCUUCGAAGGGUGCUGGUAGGACAUCGAGCUGCUGUUAAUGUUGUGGACUUUGAUGACAAGUAUAUUGUCUCUGCAUCAGGAGACAGGACUAUAAAGGUAUGGAACACGAGUACUUGUGAAUUUGUUAGGACCUUAAAUGGCCACAAGCGAGGCAUUGCCUGUCUGCAGUACAGAGAUAGGCUAGUAGUGAGCGGCUCAUCUGACAAUACUAUCAGGUUGUGGGACAUAGAGUGUGGAGCAUGUUUACGAGUGCUGGAGGGCCAUGAGGAACUGGUGCGCUGUAUUCGAUUUGAUAACAAGAGGAUAGUCAGUGGGGCCUAUGAUGGGAAAAUUAAAGUAUGGGAUCUUGUAGCUGCUCUGGACCCCCGUGCUCCUGCAGGAACUCUCUGUCUGCGGACCCUUGUGGAGCAUUCAGGAAGAGUUUUCCGACUCCAGUUUGAUGAAUUCCAGAUCGUCAGUAGUUCACAUGAUGACACAAUCCUCAUCUGGGACUUCCUUAAUGACCCAGCUGCCCCAGCUGAGCCACCUCGAUCCCCUUCUCGCACAUACACCUAUGUCUCGAGAUAAAUAAUCAUACAUUGACCUCACACUUGCACAGGACUCAUUAAAGUUGCGGUAUUUAAUGUAUCUGCCAAUGCCAGGACAAGCAACAACAAAAACAACAACUAUCCAGUUACCCAGGACUAGCUGAAAAGUGGGGCUUUCAGACUCAUGUUUGAACAGAGUUGGCCUGCAGUCGACCCAGGAUGGUCUGCUCAGCACAGCUGACUGCUAAAGUGCUGCUAUCAGAAGAUGUCUUUUAUCUUUGGUGAAUGAUUGGAACUUUUAAACCUCCCCCCUUCCCUGUCCCUUCUUCCUUUCCCCACUGCACCUGUUUUCCCCCUCUUUGGUUGCAGGCACAGAUGACCUAUAAAUAUAUUUAGUGUUUUGCCAGAAUCUCUGUUGCUUUGCUGUUAAGCAGAAGAACUAGUGCCCCUGAGAGAGCUCCUCCUGAGGGACAGGAGGAUGCUGCUUGGAGCUAGACAGCUUAGCAGCCUCUGCAGACUUUUGAGCUUUGGGAGCAUCCAGCACCUGACUGAGAAACACCAUUAAUGAAGAAGAGGCAAAAGUUGCCUAAUGCCUUCUGGGGCUGUCCCGAGUGAAAGGAUGUGUGAAUGUGUGUGUGGCAUUUUUGUGGUUUAUUACCACUGGCAUAUCUGGUACAUUGAUCCAGGAUCUCUUGUUUCCUCCUUUCUCUCUCUUUCUCUCUUCCCUCUUCCCAGUUCUCUAACCACUUAGAAAGAAGAUAUAUGAAUGUCUUCAGCAUGCUUGAGGUAGAUCAACCAGAAGAUACCACACUCAAAAGGGUUAAAAAAUUGUUCAGAUAAAGUGUCCAAGCCAAGAUUUUGCUUCAGGUUAUCCCAGUAGGUGAGUCUGUAGUGGAUACUGAGCCUGUAAAAGUGGUACAUAGGAACUAGCACUCCUCACCUCUUCCCCCACCAAAAAACAGGACUAUGCCAGCCCCCAUCUUUGUCUGCCUUUUUUUUUUCCUGGACACAGCAGUCUCCCUGAUUCCAUGUAGAGCAUUGGAAGGAGGAACUGAUUACAUUUCCUCUCAUUAACAAUUAGAUGUGUAAUAAAAGCAAUUGUACUUCAUCUUAAAUCCCUCAGACUACAAAAAAGGUUUAGAGUGACCAGGGCCAAUCCCUUGGGUGUAUUCAGCAUAACAGCUUACUUCUGCUCAUAUCAGGAUGCUGAGCAUUCAAGUGGUAACAUCUUUCCUGCAAUUGUGAACCAAAUAGUUGAAGAAAUAGUCAAGAGCGAAAAGAUGAUCAAGAUUGCUUUGGGGCUAGUAAAUACCAUCUCCCCCCAAAUAAAAUCUAAUCACUUUAACUUUGUAUUGCAGAAUCUGCCUGCGUUCUUUUCUAAACCAUGUACUUAGGGUUGAGCUGCCAUCAAAGAAGAAUCAGGCUGAAAUUUGGGAAACAAAUUUCACCUAAUUGAGGAGGAGAUUGGGAUUGUAUUAGCCAUUCUUCCCCUCUCUUCCUUUCCUUUCCCUUCCCACCCCUAACCCACACAGAUUUCUCAGGCAUUUAGUUGGUAAUGUAAAUGAAUGACCAUCAUUAAAUAGUUGUCUAGAAAGCAUCCAUGUUGGAUCAGACAUGUGACCAUGACUCAUGUGACCCUCCACAGUGUUAGUGAGGACACUGGGAAUCACAGAAGUUUACUCUACAUGUUCCCAGACCCCAUAACAUGGAAUAUGUAAACUUGCAUUAACCAUCAAACUGGGCUCAGAGCAAGUAGGAUAACCAAGGCCCUACCAUCAUGUAUGUCCCUCCUCAAGUUUCUCAUGGAAGCUGAGCAGGCAAAUCUAUCAUUUCCCUUUUUAGUUACAGCUGGCCAAACAAAACAACUUCUCAGGCAACACUGAUAGCCUGAAAGUCAGACAGAACCAGGAGGCUAUUCCAGGACUCUUAGAACCAGGCAUCAGUCAAACAGGAGGGCAUCUAACAUGUCUUCUUCUGGAGGUGUGUCCAAAAUGUGGCCUGAACAGACUCUGGUGGUUGAGUAUUAAUAGAAGAAUUGGAUACACGUAUAUAUGCUUUUCCCUUCCUCAGUAUAUCAGCACACUUAAUAUUUGUAUUCCAGGUCAUAUGAAGAAAAAUAAUUUUCUAGCACAGUGACUAACCCCCUCACAAAUGCUGCAAAGGUUGAUUUCCUAGUCAGUCAUUAUUAGGAUCCCUUGUUGGGGUGUCUGCUAAUGACUUUUCACUUAAUUGGUCUUUAUUCUUGAAUUAAGGAUUUUGCUGCAGGUGAAAGAGAGGUGUCAGCUCCAAAAUGCAUACAUUUCAAACACUGAAAUAAAUGGACAUGGACUUGUAGCUAUUGCAAAACUAGCAUACAAUAGCCAUAACUUUCCUAGCCUUCUGCUCUAUGCUGCUCUUUAAUACAGGGGAGAUAAUGGGUCAUAAUUGGUACUGGAGAUAUGACUCUAACCCCAGGUCCUUUUGAAACUAUGCUGUUUUCAAGACUUAUUUCAAAGUCUAUUUGGUGUACACCAUAAAGAAGCUUCUAGCUUUUAAUGAGAUUGAGCAUGGAUUUGGCAACUUCAGAGCUGUUAGCUCAGAGGAGUACCUUCCAUGAGCCGUCCUCUCUGCUGAUGAUGAAAAAGGGAAUGAAGUUAAGUGGCCUGAAAAACUUGAAUCUCACAUUUCUGAGCUUUGGGGGUCAUUUACCAGUGCAUUGUAGAAGAAAUAAUCAGGUAAGUAGAAGUUCAUUUCCAGGGAAGGUAAACCCCACUUACCAUCUCUGCAUGAUUUCAACAGGAAUUGAUUUUCACUAAUCCCCAACUGGGCUAGAAUAAACAUAGGGUCUGACCUUUUUAAAAAGAAAAGAGAAAAAAGAACAAAGAAAGUCUCUUAACCUGUUAAAAGGAAUGAUGGGAAAGUAGCUGAAGUAGAAUGAAAUACCUCCAUUGCAGAUGUCUUCUCAUAUAUAUGUAGGACUCUGGUAUUACUUGCUAAAAUUAAAGAUUUUGGAAAAUUCCAUCAGCUAAAUAUGGGAUGAGACUAAUUGAAGGGAAGUGUGUGUGCGUGUGCAAGUGUGCAUGCACACAUUCUCUUAACACCCUGAACUACCAAAUGUGCAUAUUUUCAAUGCUAGAAGAACUUUGUAUUUUCAAGUAUGCAAUUUAAAAAUGAAUAUGAAGGAAUUGUGAAAGGGAAAUCUUAUUAUGCAGCUGUCUCUUGGCAAAGUUCUUUUAGCUAAAUCCUAAUAUUCUGAGAGACUCUGAACUGAAACAAUGGCAUAUAUUAAUGUCUGUGAUUGUCAUAAAUGUGAAAACCUUUAACCUCUUACUGAAGAGAGGCUGUGGCUACUCUAUGUUGGUCCCCUGCUUGUGUCAAAACAAAUUUCAUCUUUUGAUUUGGUACAAUCAGAAACUGAAGAUGAAAGAAAUACAUUUCUCUCUCUCAUUUCUCAUUGGUCUGAAUACCUGUAGUUGAUUUAACACAUUUCUUAAGUGAGGAAGAAAUUUUUCAGGGGGAGAAAUUGGUAAGAGUUUAAAUGAUUUUUUUUUCUGGGAUUAUAUUGGACAUAUUAGAGAUUAACCCUUAUAGAACUUGAUUUCAUAUGAGAAAUCCCCAUUGCCUCAAGUGAGAGUGAUCCCACACCCAAAUCAUGUGGCCUUGGUGAGCUAAUCUACAGAUCUGAAUCUAUGGCAGCCAAGUUGCUUGCAAAUGGAAAGGAGAAUUCCCUCUGUUGCAAGCCACACUCUAGUCUUUAUCUCCUGAUCAAGUUUAGUUUUACUCCCUAACUUUUCUCCCCACAUAUUGGAGUUAUGUAAACAAGCUUACUGGGAUCUGAGAAAAUGACUUUCUCCCUUUCUCUCUGUCCCUUCCUGUUCACACAUCAGAUAUAUCUCCUUCCCCGUUUGACAAAGGAUGUCAUUGUUACAGAGAUGUCAAGUUUCAUCGUUGCAGGCUUCACUCACCAUAAAUGAAUCCAUCCUCUCUUCCUGUUGCCAGUUUCACUAUAUGUAUCAUAAGAUGUGAAGAUCUUAGGGAGCAUGAGCUGAGUAUUGCACUCCUUCACACCUUUGCUCAUUGCUCAUAACCAGAAUUUUGGGUGCUAAGGAGAGAAAGUGGUAAAUCCGUGAGUGUGGCUAUCUGAUUUCCAAGUGAGUUUCUGGAACCUCACUGUUGGAAGUUUAGCUCAUGUGACCUGAGACUUCCCAGAAAGAAGACAACUGAAAAUUGUUUUCUGACCAAUGCAGUUGGCCACUCAGCUACUUUGAGUAAUAGGGCUUUUCUCUCUGACUAUGAAUGUCAUUUUAAUAUUUUGAUCCACUCCCCCCACCCCACCCCACCCUUACACCUGGCAACUCUUGGCACCGAAGGAACCUAUAGUUUGCUAGGGUGUGGGCUUGUGCAAUCACCUUGAGAAAAAUACUACCUUCUUUAAUGCUUUCCCAGAUUGGUAAGAAAGUGAGUCCAACCUAAGCAGUGGUUGAAAGGGGGUGUUCAGACAGACUGGAACUGUGAGGAUGGGGCUAGGAGUAUAGAGAUGUGAGGUUUCCUAGGAGACUUUGGUUUUGUUUAGCUUUUUGUUCUCUAGACUCAAGUAACAAGCGCUUUGACUUUUGUGAUUAUGUUAUGGUGAUGUAUAGUUAACGUACUAAUAUAUUCAAGAGCUAGGAUCAUGGUAAUAGAGUGUGUUUUUUUAACUGUUCCAAAAAAGUAACUUAAAUUACAAAUAUAAGAUUAAAUUGUCAAUUUGC
This is a messenger RNA of Trichosurus vulpecula (common brushtail), 6696 nucleotides long. It is a transcript of the gene BTRC, whose product is annotated as beta-transducin repeat containing E3 ubiquitin protein ligase. The transcript is spliced from 15 exons. The coding region runs from base 189 to 2006 and encodes 605 amino acids. NCBI's taxonomy places the organism in Eukaryota, Metazoa, Chordata, Mammalia, Diprotodontia, Phalangeridae. Gene Ontology annotation, molecular function: protein dimerization activity. The record is from RefSeq and is a predicted model, not a curated record.